AUGCAGAUGGGAGAUGAAACCAGACAAAGGGUGAAGUUUACAGACGAUCGUGUUUGCAAGAGCCACCUUCUGGAUUGCUGUCCUCAUGAUAUCCUGGCUGGAACACGAAUGGACCUGGGAGAAUGUACGAAGAUCCAUGACUUGGCACUGCGAGCAGAUUACGAGAUUGCGAGUAAAGAGAGAGACCUGUUUUUUGAGCUGGAUGCGAUGGAUCACCUGGAAUCCUUCAUCGCAGAGUGUGAUAGGAGAACAGAACUGGCCAAGAAACGCCUGGCUGAGACACAGGAAGAGAUCAGUGCUGAAGUGUCUGCAAAGGCAGAGAAAGUACAUGAGCUGAAUGAAGACAUUGGAAAACUCCUAGCUAAAGCUGAACAGCUAGGAGCUGAAGGAAAUGUUGAUGAGUCUCAAAAGAUCCUGAUGGAAGUGGAGAAAGUCCGAGCAAAAAAGAAAGAGGCAGAG
This is a messenger RNA of Mesitornis unicolor (brown roatelo), 459 nucleotides long. Its product is annotated as putative RNA-binding protein Luc7-like 1. Gene Ontology annotation, cellular component: U1 snRNP; U2-type prespliceosome. The annotation marks the transcript as partial. Lineage: Eukaryota; Metazoa; Chordata; Aves; Mesitornithiformes; Mesitornithidae. The record is from RefSeq and is a predicted model, not a curated record. Gene Ontology annotation, biological process: mRNA splice site recognition. The transcript is spliced from 5 exons. Gene Ontology annotation, molecular function: mRNA binding.